AUGAUAACAAUGUUUUCUGGUGCAGCCAGCUUUGGCAAACUCAAGACAAACUUGAGAUUGGCCGUUAAUCGAUUGAAACUCCUGGAGAAGAAGAAGACAGAACUGGGCCUUAAGGCAAGAAAAGAGAUAGCGGAUUACAUCGCAGCUGGGAAAUAUGAGAGAGCCAAGAUCCGCGUGGAGCAUAUCAUUCGGGAAGAUUACCUUGUGGAGGCAAUGGAGAUCUUGGAAAUGUACUGCGACCUCCUUCUGGCCCGAUUUGGGCUCAUUCAACAAAUGAAAGGCCUUGAUGAUGGACUCCAGGAGGCAAUAUCAAGUUUGAUUUGGGCUGCGCCUCGUCUGCAGACUGAUGUUACAGAACUCAAAGUCAUCUCAGAACAGCUCACUGCCAAAUAUGGCAAGACUUAUGCUCAGGCAUGUCGUGAGAAUGCAGUUGGGACUGUGUCAGAGAAACUUAUGCACAAGCUGGGAGUCCAAGCUCCCCCAAAGCUCCUUGUAGAGAAGUAUCUCAUUGAGAUUGCCAAAAGUCAUAAUGUGGAGUAUGAUCCUGAUCCUCAGGUGAUGCGAGAUGAUGAGGCAAUGAUGGGGACAGAUGCUCUUUUGAUUGAUAUGGAAGGUCGAGGGCACACUCGGGAAGAAGCACCUCCACAUCCUCCAGGAUUUGUCUCUUAUCCUUCUGAGCCCCUCCCUCCUCACAAGCCCUUUGACUAUCAGCCUGGUGGAGGUGAGAAGAUCCCUUUUAACCCAAAUGCAUUUGAUCCAUCAGUAGAUGCACAUCCUAUGACAACAGCUGCUAGAAAGGCACAGGAGGCAAUGGGGACAGGAAUGAGUGGGUACCCUGGGUAUGGCACAGGGGGAUACCCUGUUAUGCCCCCCUUCCCUGAUUCUCCUCCACCAUACAGCAGCAUGCCAUUUGAUGUCAAUCGACCAGGGAACCACCCUAGCACUCCUUCAAAUUUACGAAAAAACCGGCUUUGCGCUCAAUGA
This is a messenger RNA of Darwinula stevensoni, 984 nucleotides long. NCBI's taxonomy places the organism in Eukaryota, Metazoa, Arthropoda, Ostracoda, Podocopida, Darwinulidae. The record is from the annotation of a GenBank genome assembly.